AUGAUGCAUUCUCUGCAGCCCCCUACUCAUCAUCUCUCUCCCCGCCCUAACAACUUCCCACCCAACAACCUCGUCCCCCACCCCGUCCACACCCCAAACCCCAAACAUAGCUGCCAUAUUCGGCAAAGCCGGCCACUCGGCCUCAAUUGUUGGUCCCUCACCCUAGGUUCCAUCGCCUCAGACGAACCAGGACGUCGGGCAUGGCAAACCUCCCUCUGGGACCUGAUGGGGAAUGCCAAUACACCGCACUCCGUUAUCUGCCUCCAGGGCCUGGCACACAAAAGCAAGGAGGAAGCCUGGGUCAAAGGCGAGAGGAAUGGGUUGUUCAUUGCUGCUGACACGGCAGAUGUUGCCGUGGGUGGGCAUCCGAGUCGGGAGAGGGAGAGGAUGUUAUUGGUGCAGGCUCCCUUUUGCGAUGGAGUGUUGCUUGGCAUGAGGUGCUACAUUAGGGGCUAUGUGCGGGGGACGAGGUGUGGGAGAGUCGCCUAUAUCGGAACGGGUACAUAA
Molecule: messenger RNA, 507 nt
Organism: Paracoccidioides lutzii Pb01
Exons: 2
Coding region: 1-507 (168 amino acids)
Source: RefSeq, a predicted model, not a curated record